AUGUUGAAUAGCCUUCAAUUUGCGGCCAAGCUUCAUGAACUCUGGAUCGGCUCUUCUGUGGCUUACAUGGUAUCUCAUCUCAUUGUAUUCAUGCUCGCUGAGGCCAAAGAUAUACCCUUUGGGCUACUAGGUGCUGGUCUUUGGAUUGGAAACCUUAAAUUCUUCACCCGCAGGUCAUUUUGGUCAUCGUUUGAGUGUUCCCACGGACGGAAAUUGAGCAUCUAUCUCUUUGCCCUGUUCGUGGUGUUCUGUUCCAUCCUUACAGCUCUUGCUGGACCAUCCUCUGCUAUUGCUAUGUGUACCAAUCUCGAUUGGUGGCAAAUGACCAAUAACACGCUGGUAUUUCGCUUCCCAACCAAAUUCGAGCUAUGGCAAAUAAAUCUUUUAGAACCACUGGCUCCACCGCUCUCGAUGGUCAAUUGUUCCAAUUACGUAGACUCAUCUGCCAAUUUCGUAUGUCCGGCCAGUGGAACGCAAGAUAUCAACACUUGGCUAAACAGUCAAGACUUUAAUGUUCUAAAAGGAAAAGCAGCGAACAUGACUUUUUAUAACACAUACACAAACACGCACAAUCCCUUUACCUCGGCUGGAACUGAUUCGGGUCACUCUUCCACAACUUCAUUAUCAGUUGUGCCUCAGCUCGCCGUGGGCGCGGUAUGGAAUGACCUAAAAUUGGCGGCAGCCUAUGAGUCUUUCAUCUCACAACCCAAGUUCUUGUCUCAUUCCACCACUACCCUAAAGCAGCCGAUUGUUCAGGUCAAAUGCAAUAUCUAUGCUCAGAGUAAUCUUAAAAGCGCUGGUAACGAUACAGCAGAUGCUCCAUUAUUUUCUCUCUUACAUGGAAUCAUGAAGAAUACAUAG
Messenger RNA from Botrytis fragariae, 861 nucleotides. RefSeq lists its product as uncharacterized. The transcript has a single exon. NCBI's taxonomy places the organism in Eukaryota, Fungi, Ascomycota, Leotiomycetes, Helotiales, Sclerotiniaceae. Bases 1 to 861 code for a protein of 286 amino acids. The record is from RefSeq and is a predicted model, not a curated record.